Aureobasidium vineae is the source of this 408-nucleotide messenger RNA. NCBI's taxonomy places the organism in Eukaryota, Fungi, Ascomycota, Dothideomycetes, Dothideales, Saccotheciaceae. The record is from the annotation of a GenBank genome assembly.
AUGUACAUCUCCGUCAGCCGCAUCAGGCCAUAUGUUGGCAGCAAAUGGAAUGCUCAUAUCUCCGUCCCCAUUCUCAGCGAUAACAUCAACAUAAAUUGCAUUUCGAUUACAUCACUUGAGUUCGGUGUCGUCGUAGAGUGGCUCGGGGAGGAUCUGGGCAUUGAUUUCACCGUUGGCCCCAACCGGAAGGACGAUGUCGGUGAUGAUUGGUGUCUCGUUUGGCGGUCGCUCGAGUCUGGGAACUUGGGUCGUGUCUACGAUGACACAUCACUUCAGGCUGCUGUGCAAGACUACAGACGCGCACACAGACAUGUCGUGGAUCUUUUCGUCAUUAAAGGAAAAGGCAAGUGUUUGUUCUACUCAGAAGACGAACAUGCUAAGCUAACACAUCUGCAUAGACGCUAUUGA